This is a messenger RNA of Pestalotiopsis fici W106-1, 1485 nucleotides long. RefSeq lists its product as uncharacterized. NCBI's taxonomy places the organism in Eukaryota, Fungi, Ascomycota, Sordariomycetes, Amphisphaeriales, Sporocadaceae. The transcript is spliced from 5 exons. Gene Ontology annotation, biological process: positive regulation of transcription by RNA polymerase II. The record is from RefSeq and is a predicted model, not a curated record. Gene Ontology annotation, molecular function: zinc ion binding; transcription cis-regulatory region binding; DNA-binding transcription factor activity, RNA polymerase II-specific. Gene Ontology annotation, cellular component: nucleus. Bases 1 to 1485 code for a protein of 494 amino acids.
AUGACGCUAGUCCCCAGUGGCUGCUGGACCUGCCAGGUGCGGCAUCGCAAGUGUGACCGGGAAACGCCUCGGUGCCACGAAUGUAGUGACAGGAACAUUCAGUGCCAUGGGUAUGGACCAAAACCCAGCUGGAUGGAUGGUGGCGUUGCCGAGGCCCAAGAACGGUCCCGCAUCAAGGCGGCCGUCAAAAGCAACUUUCGGCAAGUCAGGACACGGCAGAACGAGGCUCGAAAAGCGAGGAAUCCCCAAUCUAGAGACACGGCUCCAGUGGUGCCAGCUUCUUCGUCUCAGAUCUACACCCCAAAAUCCACUGACCAUGAGUCCAACGACGUUUCACCGUGCGACACGGGCAGUCCAAUACAUGGCCAACGGAGUGCACUCGAGCAGACCGACAAUCGGGCUGAUGCAAAGGGCUCGGGUGACUUGUCUGCUCAGGAAGCUGGUCUCGUCAUGUAUUACCUAGAUCACGUGUUCCCAUGGCAAUUUCCAUAUUCUUCAUCUCAAUUCAGAUUGGGUCAGCGCGGAUGGAUUCUGUGGCUGUUGAUGAGGAGGGGUCCUUUUUAUGAUGCUGCCAUGAGCUUGGCUUCUCUCCACCGCCGUGCUAGGAAUCACGACAAUGAUGAUGGAGACGAAGCAGCAUUGCAGCGCCUCUGCGAUUUCUGUCAACGUGAGGGGGGCACGAAAUUGCUGGAAAACAAGACUAGUCUGAUUGAAUUUCUUGCAUGCGGAUUGUUCCUGAUCAGUUUCGAGGUGGUGAAAGGUGGACGGCAUAGCUGGCAGCCUCACCUUGCCGGCAUUACUUCCAUAUUUGGUGGUAAAACCCCUGCUGAAAUUAUGAGUUUUGAUGGUUCAGAUACGGAGAACCAGGAGCUCCGUACUGGUCUCGAGUUUCUUUUAGGUCACGUAUUAUGGUUUGACAUUCUUGCGUGCAUCUCAGCGGAAACGAUUCCUCAUUUGCCCCAUCGUUCCUGGCUUGAUGUUCAAGAGCUACAAACGGCAGAAGUCAUGGGCUGCUGCAAUUGGGUCCUGCUCUCAAUUGGAAACCUGGCUGAACUCCAAUGUUGGAAAAGAGACAGGACGCAGCGUGGAACACUAAGUGUCCGGGAACUGGUAGACAGAAGCCGCGAAAUUGAAGUCUGUCUCGAGCAAGGUCUUGGUACCUUGGGGGAGACCACCGAGGCAACUUUGGAAUCCCAGGUCAACUGGGUCUCACUAGUCUUUACUCUCGCUGCUUUGGUGCUGCUGCAUACCAUAGUGUCGGGGCCUCAGCCAGCCCUCCCAGAAAUCAAAGACACAGUUAGGAAGGGGGCCGUUGCCCUUCGCAGCGGUCCCAAGACCAGUUCGUUCAAUGGCCUGAUGUGGGCCAUUUGUGUGCUCGGAAGUAUGGCAGAUGAGGAAACGCAACCUGUUUUUGAUGACGUGUUGACAAGCAUGGUGCGAACCUCGGUAUGGGCGAUGCGAAUCGUCUAUAUUGUCAUCAGGUAA